Messenger RNA from Fimicolochytrium jonesii, 1565 nucleotides. RefSeq names its product IMP-specific 5-nucleotidase. Gene Ontology annotation, biological process: nicotinamide riboside biosynthetic process; nucleotide metabolic process; inosine salvage. The transcript has 7 exons. Lineage: Eukaryota; Fungi; Chytridiomycota; Chytridiomycetes; Spizellomycetales; Powellomycetaceae. The record is from RefSeq and is a predicted model, not a curated record. Bases 165 to 1532 code for a protein of 455 amino acids. Gene Ontology annotation, molecular function: magnesium ion binding.
AGGGCUAGGGCUAGGGCUAGGGCUAGGGCACCGAACUGAAGGCGAAACAAGGUGCCCCGCAGAGUGGAAUAUCUCCGUCUCUCUCUCUGUCGGUUCGCUGCCGGACCCUCCUUCGUUACUGUACCUCCCUCGACAGAAACCCCCAAGUAGACCCAAAAGCAACGAUGACUUCCCUGUACAGCAUCAACUACCACACUCGCGCCCACAAACGCGACGCCUUCAUCGAAUUCAUCAAAUCCCUCCUCCUCAACCCUUUCGUCCUGCACACCCGUCCCAGUUUCCUCGCCGCUGAUUCCGAAGAGACGCCCGAAUGGGAAAAGAAGUUUGCUCCUGCGACUCGCACGCAGAAGAAUAGUCAUUGUGGAGAAGGGGAGGAAACGCAGGAUGAGAAUGUGAAGCGGUAUUGCGAGGUGCUGCAGUGUGUCGAGGAGCUGAUUUAUGAUCAUAUUUUGCAUCAGAGGCAGAAUCUCAUCGAACUAUCCCGCCUAUCAGCCCUGGUCCCCAGCAUCGGGCGUUUCUUCACUCCCCUCCCGCUCCGCAACAGUUUCAUACGUCAGGACGCAAAACGCGCGAUCGCCGCUCGACGGUCCGUCCCGCCCAGUUUCAACGACAUCCGGGCCGUGUUGAAUGAUGCGCAGGUUACCGCCAUCAGCUCCACCGUGAAACUCAUGACUUUCGACGGCGACAUGACCCUCUACGCCGACGGCGCCAACUUCCCGCCCACCUCCUCCCUCGUCCGCCUCCUGAUCACCCUUCUCCACCACGGCCUCCACAUCGCCGUCGUCACCGCCGCCGGGUACCCGAACUCCCCAGCAAAGUACGAAACCCGCCUCGCCGGCCUCCUCACCGGCUUCCGCUCCUCCUCGCUCCCCGCCGCCGCCCUCGAGCGGUUCUACGUCAUGGGCGGCGAAUGCAACUACCUCUUCCGCUACGACGCCGCCCGCGGCCACCUUGUCGGCGUGGCCCCCGAGGUGUAUGAACCGGAGGCGGUGCGACGGUGGAGUACGGACGAGGGGCUGAUUGCAGGCGUGUUGGAUGUGGCCGAGGGCGCGUUGAGGGCGGGCGCAAGCGAGAUGAAGUUGGAGGGCAAGGUCGAUGUGCUCAGGAAGGGGAGGGCCGUAGGCGUUGUGCCCAAGGACGGGGUGCGGUUGACCAGGGAGACGUUGGAUGAAUUCGCGCUAACGGCCCAACGCGCCCUCACAUCCCACUCCCUCGCCCAAUCCCGCUCCCCUCCCGCCACCACGACCACGACAUCCACCCCGCCACCGACGGUCCCGUUCUGCGCGUUCAACGGCGGCAGCGACGUGUGGGUCGACAUUGGGAACAAGCUGAUCGGCGUGCAGAUGCUGCAGGCGUUCCUCGGAACCAAGGGGUGGGAGACGCUGCAUGUCGGUGACCAGUUUUUGUCAACGGGAAAUGAUAUAUCGACGCGAACGGCGUGUUGUACGGCAUGGGUGACGAAUCCGGAGGAGACGGCGGAGAUCCUGACCGAGCUUUGUUCGUUGCUGGGUGCGGGAGAGGGGGGCAAGUGAGGACACAUAUAUAUGUGUGGAUGAGGCGCGGCA